Papaver somniferum (opium poppy) is the source of this 1399-nucleotide messenger RNA. Its product is annotated as quinone oxidoreductase PIG3-like. The transcript is spliced from 6 exons. Lineage: Eukaryota; Viridiplantae; Streptophyta; Magnoliopsida; Ranunculales; Papaveraceae. The record is from RefSeq and is a predicted model, not a curated record. Gene Ontology annotation, molecular function: oxidoreductase activity. The coding region runs from base 193 to 1170 and encodes 325 amino acids.
UUUUAGGGGCGCCCAACGGGGAGUAGGUGCUCUUGGAAUCUUUUUGGGUGUUUUUAUGGGAUGUCCGGUUCACAGAGCAAAACAAAAAUCUACUUGCAGAAAGUAGACUUCUAUAAGAAUCAAAUUGUUGCACAUUUCAUCAGUAAUACUUUUACACUCUAGAAACUGAAUUUGAAUCUCAUCUCCACCAAAAUGAAAGCAGUUGUUAUCACUACUCCAGGAGGUCCGGAAGUACUAGAAAUACAAGAAGUAGAAAACCCUAAAAUCAAAGAUGAUGAAGUUUUGAUUAAAAUUGAAGCUACUGCAUUAAACAGAGCUGAUACUGUACAAAGAAAAGGAUCUUAUCCACCACCACCUGGUGCUAGUACUUAUCCUGGUCUUGAAUGUUCUGGAAUCAUCGAAGCUGUUGGAAAUGACGUUACUCGAUGGAAAAUCGGUGAUCAGGUGUGUGCUCUUCUAAGCGGAGGAGGGUAUGCAGAAAAGGUAGCAGUACCAGCUGGCCAAGUUCUUCCUAUUCCAUCUGGUGUUUCUCUUAAGGAUGCAGCUGGUUUUCCUGAGGUGGCAUGUACUGUUUGGUCGACUGUUUUCAUGACUAGCAGGCUAACUUCAGGAGAAACUUUCCUGGUUCAUGGUGGGUCUAGCGGAAUUGGCACAUUUGCUAUACAGAUGGCUAAAUACUGCGGAGCGAAAGUAUUUGUCACAGCAGGAAAUACGGAAAAAUUAGCUGUCUGCAAGAAUCUUGGAGCUGAUGUUUGCAUCAAUUAUAAGACUGAAGACUUUGUGGCUCGGGUGAAGGAAGAAACUGACGGAAAAGGGGUUGAUGUUAUACUGGACAAUAUUGGUGGGUCCUAUUUCCAACGAAAUCUCGCCAGCUUAAACAUUGAUGGCCGACUCUUUAUUAUCGGGCUCCAGGGUGGUACAGCUACGCAAGUAAAUCUGGCUCCAUUUCUUCAAAGGCGUCUUACAGUGCAAGGCGCUGGGCUGCGGUCCAGAAGUUCUGAGAACAAAGCAUCAAUUGUUAGCGAGGUUGAGAAGAAUGUUUGGCCAGCAAUUGCUUCUGGAAAGGUAAAGCCUGUGAUCUACAAAUCCUUACCCUUGUCUGAAGUUGUAGCAGCACACAAGUUAAUGGAAAGCAGCACUCAUAUUGGAAAGAUACUACUCAUACCAUGAACUGGAAAUGAGUGUUUAUAAUCUUAUGACAGUUGGCAUACCUUGGAACUUAAUAAAAUGGGUUUAAUUAAGCAGACCUACAGUCUAUGUAAAAGUGUUGCUUUCCCCUUAUAUAUAGAACAGGAGAAGGCUUCAUCAUCAAGAUAAAAUUGUGCUGUAAUAUGGUUCCUUGUUUAAAAGUUCUAUUAUGUUCUGAGCCUUGAUGUAUUUCGUUUGGCUGUUUGGAUAA